Messenger RNA from Guillardia theta CCMP2712, 525 nucleotides. RefSeq lists its product as hypothetical. NCBI's taxonomy places the organism in Eukaryota, Cryptophyceae, Pyrenomonadales, Geminigeraceae. The record is from RefSeq and is a predicted model, not a curated record. Bases 1 to 525 code for a protein of 174 amino acids. The transcript is spliced from 6 exons.
AUGAAAGCGUCGGAAGAGGGGCGGCGACGAUGGCGCAAGAUGUUGGAGGAGAGCAGCAGGUCUCUGGAUUCCCUCCAUGAUCGAACGAGAAAGAUAUGGACCAUAGUGGGAGUCGGGGUCUUGUACCUUCUAUUCAAGCUCAGUCGAAGUAGUGGGAGAAGUGAAUUCGUGGGCAGGAUCGUGCUUAUUGGGACGAUCAUCCUUGUGUUCAACUUGAGCAAGAAAACUUCGAGCGGCAAGGGGAAGCCCCUUGCCUCCUCGCUCAUCCAGGAGAUGCAGGACUCAGCCAAGAAGAUUACGCAAGAGCUUCGAGACUCGUCGCCCGCUGCUAAACCAUGGCUGGCUGCUACAUCGAACCAACAAACGAUCGAGUGUUUGGAAAGGAAGGAACAAUUACUGGACGCCAAGAUGGAAGACAUGCGCAGACUGUUACGGAUAGACGCGCAACAGAUUGUCAGCUUCCGCGAUGACUUCACAAGCAAGCGCGAGCAAGAAAGACAAUCGUCAUCUACGGACACUGCCUGA